Molecule: messenger RNA, 1059 nt
Organism: Didymosphaeria variabile
Lineage: Eukaryota; Fungi; Ascomycota; Dothideomycetes; Pleosporales; Didymosphaeriaceae
Exons: 2
Coding region: 1-1059 (352 amino acids)
Biological process (GO): biosynthetic process
Molecular function (GO): acyltransferase activity, transferring groups other than amino-acyl groups
Source: RefSeq, a predicted model, not a curated record
AUGUCAGACGCCUGCGAAACCUACAAGCUCGGCGACUUCAAGUUGCAGCGCGGAGGAGAGCUUCCGGACGCUUCCAUCGCCUACAAGACACUGGGAGAUUCUUCUCUUCCAGCUGUGAUUUACCCUACAUGGUACUCUGGACUCAUAUCCGAUAAUUUGUGGCUUACAGGCCCCGGCAAGACGCUUGACCCUUCCAAGUACUAUAUCAUCAUCCCAGCUCUCUUUGGAAACGGCCAAUCAGCUUCACCGUCGAACAAGCCAGAGCUUAGGCCAUUUCCUGAAGUUACCUUCUACGACAACGUACGAGCGCAGCAUGAGCUCGUCACCAAUCACUUGGGUAUCAAGCAUGCAAGAGCUGUCCUGGGUUGGAGUAUGGGUGCAGGCCAGACCUUCCAAUGGGCGACGCAAUAUCCAGACUUCAUGGAUCUGAUUGCUCCUUUCUGUGGCGCCGCGAGGACCAGCCUGCACAAUCAGGCAAUGCUUGAGGGCGUCAAGUCCGGGCUGUACGCAGCGAAGGGAACCAGCAGCGAGGGCGUCGGUAAGCAACAUCUGAGCUCGGACAAAGUCCAAUACGUGCGAUUCACCGAAGAGUCGAAGCGGGUCGGACUCAAGGCGCUCGGUCGAGUGUACUCGGCAUGGGGCUUGAGCCAAGCUUUCUACCGGGAGAAGCUUUACGAAAGUGUGCUAGGCUUCAAGGACAUUGAGGACUUCAUGGUCAAGUUCUGGGAGGCAUGGGCGUGUUCGAAAGAUCCAGAGAACAUGCUGGUCAUGGCGAAUACGUGGCAACUCGGAGACUGUUCGAAACAAGAGCCAUACGACGGGGACUUUACGAAGGCGAUGGAAGGGAUCAAGGCGAAAGCGCUGGUGCUACCGGCUCAAACUGACCUCUACUUCCCACCAGAGGAUUCGGAGAUCGAAGUGCAGAACAUGAGGCCGGGCGUCGGCACGCUGAAAGUCAUCCCCAGUAUUUGGGGCCACUGGGCUGGAGGGCCUGGAGACAGCAAGGAAGAUGUAAAAUGGUUGGACGAACAACUGCGGGAGUUCUUCGCGAGUAAUUGA